CGGGGGGUGUGUCGGGAGCGAGCGCGCAUGUGAGGAGUGCGGGGCGGGAGGCAGCGAGCCCGCCUCGUCCUCCCUUUCUCCGAGCAUCCUCCGCGAUGCCAUCCUGGAGGUGAUACAGGCGCAGCAGCAUCCAUGGCCUGCCCCUAGCCGCGGCAUUCCCGGCUCUUCCUCCUCCUCCUCCUCAUCCUCCCCGCCGCCCGGGAAGCGCCGAGGCCGAGCUGAGAGGGACCCGCGUUCUCCUGUGGUUUUUUCUUUCCAGGCUCCUCGGGGAUUGAGGAAUGCAAUUCUGCCACCAUGAUGGAAGGACUGAAAAAACGCACCAGGAAGGCCUUUGGGAUACGCAAGAAAGAAAAGGACACUGACUCCACAGGCUCACCAGACAGGGAUGGCAUCAAGAAAACCAACGGAGCCCCGAAUGGAUUUUACGCGGAGAUCGACUGGGACAGAUACAACUCCCCGGAGCUGGAUGAGGAGGGAUACAGCAUCCGACCCGAGGAACCGGGAGCUACCAAAGGAAAGCACUUCUACUCCUCCAGCGAGUCCGAGGAGGAGGAGGAGGCGCACAAGAAGUUCAACAUCAAGAUCAAGCCCCUGCAGGCCAAGGACGUCCUGCGCAGCGCCGCCACCGUGGACGAGCUCAAGGCCUCCGUAGGCAACAUCGCGCUUUCUCCAUCCCCCGUGAGGAAAAGUCCGCGGCGCAGCCCGGGGACGAUUAAAAGGAAUUUAUCCAGUGAGGAGAUCACGCGGCCCCGGCGCUCCACGCCCACGCCAGACCCCGCCAGCAAGAAACCCAGCGAGGAUCCUGCGGCGCUGGCCCCGCUCUUCGGGCCCCCGCUGGAGUCGGCCUUCGAGGAGCACAAGUUGGAUGCUGCUCUGGACCAGCCCGAGAUCUGGGGGUCGGUCCAGCCCGCCAACACAAACGUAGAGUCCCCAAAACUUCCGAGACCUUUUCCAACUGGAACCCCUCCGCCGCUCCCCCCGAAGAACAUCCCGGCCACGCCGCCGCGCACCGGCUCCCCCCUGCCCCCGGCCAUCGGUUCCUCGUCCCCGGCUCGUCCCGGAACGCCGCUGGCCACGUGUGGCACCCCACCACCGCCACCGCCCCGACCCCCGUCCCGGCCCAAGCUGCCCCCUGGCAAACCCCCCGUCAGCGAUGUGUCCAGGCCUUUUAGCCCUCCCAUCCACUCCUCCAGCCCUCCUCCGAUAGCACCUUUAGCCCGUGCUGAAAGUACUUCUUCCAUCUCUUCCACCAAUUCCCUGAGCGCAGCCACCACUCCCACCGUCGAGGAUGAUGCUUUUAUUGACAAACUGCCCGCGUUUGAAAGGCGCAGUGAAACGCCGGCAGGCUCAUCACGAGGCCCCAGCCCCCUGACCAUGGGGGCACAGGACACGCUGCCCGUGGCCGCGGCCUUCACCGAAACCGUCAACGCCUACUUCAAAGGCGCUGACCCCAACAAGUGCAUCGUGAAGAUCACGGGGGAGAUGGUGCUGUCCUUCCCGGCGGGCAUCACCCGACACUUUGCCAACAACCCCGCUCCGGCCGUGCUCACCUUCCGCGUGCUCAACUUCAACAGGCUGGAGCACGUCCUGCCAAACCCCCAGCUCCUCUGCUGUGACAACGUGCAGAGCGACUCCAACUCCAAGGAGUUCUGGGUCAACAUGCCAAAUCUGAUGACUCACCUAAAGAAGGUAUCGGAACAGAAACCUCAAGCCACCUAUUACAAUGUGGAUAUGCUCAAAUACCAGGUAUCUGCCCAGGGUAUUCAGUCUACUCCAUUAAACCUUGCAGUGAGCUGGCGCUGUGACCCUGCAAGCACUGACCUGCGCAUCGACUACAAAUACAAUACAGAGGCAAUGACCACACCGGUAGCUCUAAACAACGUCCAGUUCCUCGUCCCCGUCGACGGAGGAGUAACCAAACUUCAAGCUGUGCUUCCUCCUGCUGUCUGGAAUGCCGAACAGCAAAGGAUAUUGUGGAAGAUCCCCGAUAUCUCCCAGAAGUCAGAAAACGGAGGUGUGGGGUCGCUGCUGGCGCGGUUCCAGCUGUCGGAGGGGCCCAGUUCGCCGGCCCCGCUGGCCGUGCAGUUCACCAGCGAGGGCAGCACCUUGUCCAGCUGUGACAUCGAGCUGGUGGGCGCCGGCUACCGCUUCUCCCUCAUCAAGAAGAGGUUCGCGGCAGGUAAAUAUUUGGCGGAUAACUGAUGGAAGCUUAUGCAAGUCUAUGGAAAAUACUAUGGAAAAUACCCAAGGACUGCUGUGCGUGGAACGGGUUUUAAUUACAGUUUAAGGAAAAUGAACUAAAUCCUGCACUUGGGACAUUUCUGUUGGAAGUGUCGACAACUUUCAGCGUUUUUUUUCCUUGGAAAACACCGUCUUGACCAGUCCUCCAGUAUUUACUUCUAGAUGUAACAUUGUUAAUGGUUUUAAAAUGUAAUUAUUGUAUUUGUAAAUUGUACUCAUUCCAGUAAGGCUGUAUUUUGGCAGUUAGACACUUGAGUUUUAGCAUUUUCCCAUUCAUGAAAUGGAUGUAAUUUAAACUGUGGUAUAUAAAUCUAAUAGUAGUACUGUUGAAUGGCACAAUGCUUACAGAGGUAGAUUGCAUUUUGUCAAUAUAUACAAUUUAAAUACGAUACCGGUAGCUGUUAUGAAGGGGGUGCCUCAGCAAAAGAGAGUUCAGUAGAGCCCACAGGCUGAUUUAAUUUUCCUUCAGUCCUUAGUACGUCUCACAGCGAUCAAUAAAAAGCUCAACCUUCAGGUUCA
This is a messenger RNA of Cyanistes caeruleus (blue tit), 2760 nucleotides long. Lineage: Eukaryota; Metazoa; Chordata; Aves; Passeriformes; Paridae. The record is from RefSeq and is a predicted model, not a curated record.